UGAAGAGAGAAGCUCUAAACAGAAGAAGAGAUGUUUUACUCUGGAUUACGGCUCUUCUGAUGCUCAUAUUUGCUGCUGUUCAUCUCAUUUACUGCACUGGAAACACUUUCAAGAGUUCAGAUCCUGCAAGAGUCCGGCGAGACGUCGAUAAUGUGACCGACUGUAUUCCACCACAAUCCUCUGAAUUCCCUGAGGGGUUCUUCACUCUUCAGGAGAGGAAAGAUGGAGGACUUGUCAUAUAUUUCAUGCUGAUCUUUUACAUGCUUCUGGCUGUUUCUAUAGUGUGUGACGAGUAUUUUCUGCCGUCUCUUGAGGUCAUCAGUGAGCGUCUCGGGCUUUCUCAGGAUGUUGCUGGAGCCACUUUCAUGGCGGCUGGAAGUUCUGCACCUGAACUUGUGACUGCGUUUCUGGGUGUUUUUGUGACAAAAGGAGACAUUGGUGUGAGCACAAUCAUGGGUUCAGCUGUCUAUAACCUCCUGUGUAUCUGUGGAGCGUGUGGACUCUUAACCUCUGCGGUGUCUCAUCUGACGUGUUGGCCGUUGUUCAGGGAUUGUGCGGCGUAUACUGUGAGUGUGGUGGCAGUGAUCGGCAUCAUCUCUGAUAACAGAGUUUACUGGUAUGACGGAGCGUGUCUUCUGCUGGUGUAUGGUGUUUAUGUGGUGGUGUUGUGUUUUGAUCUGAGGAUCAGUGAGUAUGUGAUGCAGAGGUUCAGUCCGUGUUGUUCGUGUCUUCAGAAGAAUUCACAGGACUGUAGUGAAGAGCGGCCGCUCGUGGGCUGGAGCGAUGACGGUGACGUCCCAACGCAGCGGAGAUCUCGAGCGGACAGCGGAAUCUUUCAGGAGGAUUCAGGAUAUUCUCACCUGUCUCUCAGCCUCCACGGCCUGAAUGAAAUCAACUCAGAACAGAAGAGUGUGUUCCGGAUGCCGGAUCACGAUAUGAAGCGGAUCCUCUGGGUUCUGUCUCUGCCCGCUCUCGUUCUCUUGUAUCUGACCAUCCCUGACUGCAGGAGACGCUACUGGAAGAAAUGGUAUAUGAUCACCUUCCUGAUGUCUGCUGUCUGGAUCUCUGGAUUCACAUAUGUUCUGGUGUGGAUGGUCACUGUCAUCGGUGAGACGCUGGGGAUUCCUGACACAGUUAUGGGAAUGACUCUUCUGGCAGCGGGAACGAGUAUCCCGGACACUAUAGCAAGUGUUAUGGUGGCUCGCGAAGGCAAAGGUGACAUGGCCAUGUCGAACAUCGUGGGCUCAAAUGUUUUUGAUAUGUUAUGUUUGGGACUGCCGUGGUUCAUUAAGACGGUGUUUGUGGAGACGGGGUCACCGGUGGAGGUGAACAGCAACGGUCUGCUCUUCAUGUCCUGUACUCUUCUCCUCUCCAUCGUCUUUCUCUUCUCGGCCGUUUACAUUAACGGAUGGAAGUUGGACUGGAAGCUGGGUGUGGUGUGUCUGAUCUGUUAUAUUCUGUUUGCCACUUUAUCAAUCCUCUAUGAACUCGGGAUCAUUGGAAAUAAUCCCAUCCGGGCCUGUGGUGACUGA
Triplophysa dalaica is the source of this 1532-nucleotide messenger RNA. It is a transcript of the gene slc24a5, whose product is annotated as solute carrier family 24 member 5. The transcript has 9 exons. The record is from RefSeq and is a predicted model, not a curated record. Bases 60 to 1532 code for a protein of 490 amino acids. Gene Ontology annotation, molecular function: calcium channel activity; calcium, potassium:sodium antiporter activity. Gene Ontology annotation, biological process: calcium ion transmembrane transport; melanocyte differentiation; intracellular calcium ion homeostasis. Lineage: Eukaryota; Metazoa; Chordata; Actinopteri; Cypriniformes; Nemacheilidae. Gene Ontology annotation, cellular component: membrane.